CUGAGCAGAGUAGUGUAGAUAACGCUUUCCUCAGAAAGCGGGUAAGACGGCAAAACCCUGUGUAGGGUGAAUAUGUGCACGGGUGAGAUGUCGAUGAUGACAUCGAGGACAUUGAGACUGAGGAAGAACAAGAAACAGUUCUGAGUAAUAAGGGAUGAAGCAUUUCUACAGCACUAUUGAUGAACUUGGAGCUUUGACCGAAGUAACCAGAUUCGAUACCGCACCUUCCGAGGAGGCCGAUUUCACGAGACACAAAGCCCCGCCCCUAAACGCACGUCUGAAGUCGGAGCGUAAACACCGAUCGUACACAGUUUGCGAAGUGUGUAACAUUCAGCUGAACUCGGCCGCCCAGGCACAGAUACACUACAACGGCAAAACUCACCAGAAGAGACUGAGACACAUGAAGAGCGGAAACACAGGUCCGGCGGCUCAGGGCAGCCCCCUGCUGGCGGCGUUACCCGUACAGACUCGCCCUCUGCAGACACCUCUGGAGCUGAAGAACUUUCUGCCCUUCAGACUCAACGGUUCCAGUCCACUUAGCCUGUUUCCCAACUUCAAUACGAUGGACCCUGUGCAAAAGGCCGUUAUUAACCACACCUUCGGGGUUCCUCAGAAGAAGAAGCAGGUCAUCUCCUGCAACAUCUGCCACCUUCGCUUCAACUCCACGAAUCAGGCCGAAGCGCAUUAUAAAGGUCAUAAGCACGCUCGUAAGCUGAAAGCUUUGGAGUCCCAGAAGAACAAGCAGCACAGACGGCAACUCGACAGCACACACAGCAGCCGAGACAGAGACAGAGAGAAAGACAGAGACAGAGACAGAGACAGAGGGAGGAUGAUUGCAGCUGAUCCUCACCCCGCUCUGCUGGAUUCCUGUGCAGUGGAAGCAUCCACUCUUCAGUGUGAUUCUGACUCUGUGGUGAAGCUGAGCGAGGCUCAGGUCAGCUCAGUGGUCCUCACUCCGCUAUCGGAGGUGUCAUGCGCAGACGUCUCCUCUCCUCCUUCGCAGCACUCAGACAGCCUGCAGGAUGGUGCUGGUCCCAGCGAGACAGCCACAGAGAAGGAAAGCCUGCCUAAAGAGGCCCUGAGGGAAAAAGACCCCAGGAGGAGCAAGCAUCACCUGCACUGUCCUGUCUGCAAAGUGACAGUCAAUUCAAUCACUCAACUGGAAGCCCACAACAGCGGAAUCAAGCACAAACUGAUGCUGGAGGGACAGAGCGUGUUGCCACGGCGACGAGGGAAGGCACUGUCCUCCCGCGCUGCAUGUAAAAGCAAGCGAUUGGCCAACAAGGGCAGUCUGGGUGUAAGCAGCAAGAGCUUCCAUUGUGAAGUGUGUGAGAUCCACGUCAACUCAGAGACUCAGCUCAACCAGCACAUGAACAGUCGCAGACAUAAAGACAGAUUGGCUGGAAAGCCUCCCAAACCCAAAUUCAGCCCUCACAGCAAGACUCAGCCAACCACAGCAGUGUCGCAGAGCAUCAGGUGGAACGGAUACGCAGGAGGAGCCAUGUCAGCCAUGAAGAAAGUCUUUAACCAGUACGGUCUCACCUCCCUCUCUUCACAGUUUGGGGCUGCUGCAUUUUUAACAACCAAACUGGCUCUCCAGAAGCAGCUGACUAAAAGUUUGACCACCAGUUUCUUGCCAACUGCUAUAACUCCGCCCACGCUUUGCACAGUGGCAGCCAAUCCGCUCGCUCUUCGACACCCUGCCGCCUUCAUUCCCGCUCCGAUCUUAGGCCCCACCCUAUUUCGGCCUGCGCCGGGACCACUGCGGGCCACACACACACCUAUACUAUUCUCACCUUAUUAAAGUAUGCAUAAACAUACACACAUACACAUGCACACAUGCUUAUGGUACAGGAAUGAUUUAGAGUUACACACAGAAUAUGUGAACACACACAAUAGGGUCUUAAAAAUCUCAAAACUGAUACACACACUCCAGUUUUUCUGCACUCUCCUCUAGGACUGUGGCCCUCACAAGAGGAUCACUCUUGAACUAUGCAGCACAGAAAGGUAGAAAGCAAAGACAGACGUAGAUGAUUUGAAAGAAAACAUGGACGCAAGAGGAGACGUACACGCACACGAACCCCAGGCUGGGGGAGGGCCCUAGAGACCUCAUUGACCCGCCCACCUCUCUAUUCCUUCAAAUAGAGGUUGACUGCUAGGUCACACCUCCAGGGAAAUGCGUGCAGCCUCGUAUAGUUGACUGGGACCUCGUAUAGUUUUAUAAGACAUUAACCAUAGGAUUUUACUGUGUAAUUUAUUAGAUGUACAACAGCAUUAUAGAACUAGAGCACAUUUCUUAGUGAGACAAAUGCAAACAUCCCUUUACUCAAGGCUUCUUUUCUUUUAUUUUUUUUCUUAAUCUAUGUUUAUUCCUUUUUAUUUGAAGUUUCAUUUACAUCCCACCCCCCCCCAACACGAGAACAAACAUGUUAUUGCUCCCUGGAAACCAUAGAAGAGCUGUCGCUAUGCAUCAUGGGUAAUCAUCGUGGGAUCAUCAGUGAAUACGAGUGCAGUGCAUCGAGAUGACAAUUUGCAGGCAAAUCAGCGCUCCAUCGCUAACACACCCUGACACGCACACACACUCGCAUACAAUCAGUGUUCCAAUUUUUUCCGCAUAGAUUAGAUGGUUUUCAGUCAGAAGGAUACACAUGUGCAUGUGCACACACACACACACACACACACACACACACACACACACACACACACAGAUGAUUAUAACAGUCGCAUAUCAGCCCGGCAUGUUGGUAUAUUUUGCUCUCUGUGUUAUCUCAUUAAGACCACACAAAGGUCAACCUGCCAGUUCAAAUCCAUCUCACAUCAUCUGAUUACAAUUUCAAUUCCCGCCAUGUUACCCAAGUGUGUGAGCGCGUACAAGGGUGUGUAUGAGUAUGUGUGAAACACAUGAGCCUCAUUCUCUCAUGGACACUGUAGCUCAUCUCUGUCAUCCAGCAGCGCUCUCUGCUGUACAAGGAGGGGCUCUGUAUGUUUCUCCUGCCCACUGGGGUAUUUCUAAAGGAGCACUCCAGCAUUUUUAACUUCUUUAACCUUUACCACAUCCAGCCAACGUAUACAUGCUCAUCACAGACAAGAACGAGAAAAGAACAGAAUGCCUGUUUACUCAGAUUUUAUUUAUAACUGAAGUCUAAGGGAAGAUGGUCGCUGAUGGUCUUCAUCAGGAUGGCUCCGCCCACAUCCACAAGGCCUGAACGUUCACUGAAUAGAUCGAUGAGAGUAAAAAACGAUCAGAUCUUAGCCUAACUGAACACUUACAGGAGAUAUUAGACUCAAAUAUUAGACAGGAUUUAUAUAUAAAUCAUUAAAACAGCAAUGGGGAGAAUAUAUUUUGGAAGAAUAGUGUUUGUCGCUCCAGUUUAUGUGAGUGUAGAGAAAACAGAGAGAGCGAGAGAGAGAGAGAAUUCCAGAAAAAUAUAAUUUAUAUAUAAGUCCUUCAUCAAAUACAGCACUGUGCAAAAGUUUUAGCCCCCCUCUCUGUUUUUAUAUUCAAUUUGUACCUAAUUUAAUGUAGAUUUUAUGCCUACUGAGUGUUUCAGUAAAAACAAUAAAGAAGAAAAUAUAUAUUUUAUUAACAUUUUUUUGAUAAUAUUACACAUCUUCUUAAAAAGUAAUGGACUACAUUAACAAACAUAAACAUAGUCAUAAAUCAGUGUGAUUUCUAUUGUGAUUACUGCUCAUUUUAUUGUUUGGUGCUUCUCAUGCUAAUUAUUUUCAUAUUUAUAUUUUUCGAGGCAUCUUCACCACACAUGAUGUAUGCGUUUAGAAGCACCCGAUACCUUCGUGCGGUGCUGUAGAUAAGCUAACGUGUGACGUUUUAUGAAUUCUUUCAUGAAGUCUUAAGUCAAAUGUUUGUAAAUGAAGGCUGACUUCGACUUUAGAAGUCUUAGUGCAGUCUUAGUGAAUCUAUCAAGAUUAUAUAUAUAUAUUAUUAUUCUAAACGAUAACUAUUACACUAAAGCACAAGAAGGUCUUAGGAUGAGACAAGAAUCCAAAGAAGAAAAGGUUGUGUGCUUAUGUGCUAAGCAUUUUUGUAUCAAAAAGUGAACGAGAACAAAUUAAAGAAAAAAAUCUUCACUAUAAUCUCGCAUUACAAGUGAGUUUAGAGUAAACAGGUUGUCUGUCUUUUCUCAGUACAUGAAAACAUGUUGGAAUACACAUCUGUGGUAAUCACACACAUACAUUAGCAUUAGCAUUAGAUUAAGAGUGAAGCUGAAAAAUGCUGGAGGUUUGACUCCUGAUCUGCGGUGAUGUGUCGCUGCUCGGUCUCGUUCACACCAGUACAUUCGUUUACAUUUGUACGUUUUUUUUUUUUGUUUGUUUUUUCUUGUUCGGAACUAUUAAGAUAUUUUGCAAAGUCUUUAAGAAGAUUACUUUAAAAAGUUGUCUAUAUUAGGUUGUAUGUAGAUUUAUAAAUAUGUAGAGAGUACGUAGAAAAUCUAUCAGAGUCAUUAUCCUCAUUACUGCUAUGAUAAGAACAAUUUUUAUCUGAAGGAUCUUCUAUUGUUUGCCAAGUCAUAACAGAGAUUACAAAGAUUAUGAAAUAAGAACAUAUGCCAAGAAUGAGUUAGUGUAGUUACCUACUUUUUAUUAUUUAAUAUAUUGAAAAAAAAAUAUAUCAGCGUGGGAGGAAAUUUAGGUGUGUGUGUGUGUGUGUGUGUGUGUGUGUGUGUGUGUG
Messenger RNA from Tachysurus fulvidraco (yellow catfish), 4690 nucleotides. RefSeq names its product zinc finger protein 385C (gene znf385c). Lineage: Eukaryota; Metazoa; Chordata; Actinopteri; Siluriformes; Bagridae. The record is from RefSeq and is a predicted model, not a curated record. The transcript is spliced from 11 exons. The coding region runs from base 155 to 1804 and encodes 549 amino acids. Gene Ontology annotation, cellular component: nucleus. Gene Ontology annotation, molecular function: zinc ion binding; nucleic acid binding.